Molecule: messenger RNA, 3477 nt
Organism: Aureobasidium pullulans EXF-150
Lineage: Eukaryota; Fungi; Ascomycota; Dothideomycetes; Dothideales; Saccotheciaceae
Exons: 2
Coding region: 1-3477 (1158 amino acids)
Biological process (GO): mitotic chromosome condensation
Cellular component (GO): condensed chromosome; condensin complex; chromatin
Molecular function (GO): protein binding; chromatin binding
Source: RefSeq, a predicted model, not a curated record
AUGCGCCUGCUCAUGUUGCUGGACAACGCAUAUCUGCUCUUCAGCACUACUUUCAACACCUUGUGUGUUGGUGCCGCUCUCGUCUGGCUCACGUAUCGUGCCUAUCUCGUUAUACAUAAACCGCUAGAUGAACUCGUUGGCCUUCUAGGUUGCGAGAUCCCUCAAGACCCUCAUGUCGACCUCGCUGGAAUCAAGGCCGAUGGCUUCGUUCUGCAUUGGAAGCCUGCCGACGAACGCAAAUCCAUGCAUCGCUAUGAGAUUCAACUAAACGGCUCCAUCGUCGGCCAGGUUUCGCAUUCCAACACGUCAAUCGUCAUCUCCAACCUGCGACCAAACCAACUGUACAUUGUUCGCGUCAUCACUGUCAACGCUGUCGACUUCCGCGCUGCCAGCAGCCCCAUCCGUCUCUGCACGAAACCCGCCGAUUCCCAAGACUUCUUUGAUACGCCAUCGUCUACUGAUGCCUCCGUCUCUGGUCCCGUCAUACGUCCGCUGCACGUCUUUCCGCCAGAUACCUCGGCCGUUCCUGCGACUCCACCCCCUCUUGUUCGCGAAACAAGCAAUGGCCCGUUGCAGCCUAAGAAAAGUCUUUUCGGCAGACGCCCAUCGCCCUUGCCUGGUCUGGACACUCAACUCUCUUCAUUCGACGAAGGUAACGAUGAGGACGGCCCAGGAGACAAUCAGCAAGCCUUGACGGAGAAGUUGGAUGAAAUAGGUCGCGAAACCGCAGAUGUCGACAAGCAGAUUCAAGAGGAGGAGCAAGAAGCCGUUGGUGCCAAAGCCAGUCUGGUCAAGGAACGCGAUGAAUUAAGGGGCGAACUGAAAGAGAAGGAUGACACCAGUAGGGAUCUCCGCAAGCAAGUCAACGCUUUGGAACGCAACAAUCAAGCGGCACAAAACAAGAAAAAUGCACAAGAAAAGGCGCUCCAGCAAAAACAGAACGAAAGACAGAAGUUGAAGGACGAUGCUGCGAGAUGGCAGAAAGAGAUGGCACAGAUGCAGGAUGACAUGGGCAGUAUUGCAGAGCAAAAGAAGGCUUUGCUCGAAGAUACGGAGCGUGAAAAGGUCGAGCUGAUGGAAAAACAUGCACUGGAGUUGCAGACGCUCAAGAGCAUGGAAGAUGAGAACAAGGAAGUCGGCAGCCAGAUCAAGAAACUCGAAAGAGACAGCACCAAUUCUCCCAGCGGAUCUGAACCCAACGAGCAUAACGACGCCCUGGCUGCUCAAGAGGCCGAGGAGGAUCGGUUGUGGGCCGAGAAGCUGCGAAGGCUGGAGGAACAGUAUAUCAUCGCUCAUCAGAACAUGGACGCUGCCCGUCGUUUUGUGGACAAUGCUUACCAGCAACUAAACGCCGUCAAGCAACGCCAGUCCGAAAUGGCUCACAUGGCUUCUGCCGUUCCGCCCAUGUUCGAUCAACCCAUCUCACGCGCCAGCAGUCUGCGACAGAGAAGACCUCCUAGCGGUCCUUCUGCAAACAAUUCGAACGCAUCGCCCUUCGCUUCUUCUACUGCUCCUGCUUUCAGCAGUGCUCUUGCCACUUCGGGUCCAACUACCAUUUCGCCAGGCUUUACCACCUCUGCAACUUCAUUCUUCAACAUCAACAAUGGCAUGACUUUGGAUCGUCCUAUGAACGACUCAUCGUUCUCUCCGGCAGAAGUCGAGAAGCUUACCGGAGGUGCUCCAAUGAGUCCGAGUGCCGGCGCAGAGCUCUUGCCUGCAGGCUUGCUCAGUAAUUCUGAUGAAGACCCGCAUGAACGCUUCCUCGGUCCAGCCGCCCACAUUCAUACAAAGGAUGACGAUGAUGCUGAUUCUGAUGGUCGCCAGCCAUCAAACCAGAUGUUACCAGGCCUCGGUGUGCUCCCAGGUUUGGGCGCGUUGCCGGGCUUAGGUGCUCCAAGACCUUUUGAUCAGCCGCAGGGCCCCACAAGUCCCGGUUCUGCCAGCAGUAGAUCUCCUAGCUUGUUUGCCAGUCCGCGUGCCAGUGCAAGCAAUCUGAUAUACCAAUCUCCUGGUGAUACCAUGGAUAGCGAUCGUCGCUCCAUUAGAUCGAACAGGUCUGCUCGUGCAGCAAGCGGCAGUGCUCCUCACACCAGUGGUAGUCGCUUCGGUCAAAUCCUUGGUCUUGACAAGCUUAAUCGUCAACGGGGCAAGACACUCUCGGAUGAUGGUCCAGCACUGGGCUCUUUAAGCAAGUCCCAAAGCCAGUCCUUACCACGCAAUGAUGAAGGCGAUGCAUCUGGUGCGUCAGGUCGCCGUAGGAACAGCAGCCACUCGGGUAACUUCUUUGGGCUCAAUCUGGGUAGGACGACUGGCCAUACCAAAAGCAUGGGAGCUGAGAGCCUGCCUACUCAGAAACACAUUGCUGUGCGUAGGAGACCUUUCAACAUGUUCAGCACCAAGACCGACGGCUGGGCUGCUAUUCUUGGUCAAGACAGAGCUGCUGCAUUGAACGAGAGAUCCAACGGUUUGAGUAAUCUGGGCCUAGAUGACGGUCGAUCAUCUCCGCGUCCCAUCUCUGUGCACUCCAAUGAACUGCCUCGUCCAUCCCAGGAUAGUUCCUCUUGGGGGCUCUGGUCUUCCAAUGAACCAUUCAACCAAAGGAGUAGUCCACUCAGCUCGGAUUGGAUGGCUGCCCCGGCAGUGACACAUAACAUGUGGGGAUCUAGACAGCCCUCCAGACGUCCUUCAAUUCAGCAUGGGCAAUCCGGUGGCAGUAUGUCUUAUGACAUUCUCGAAGAUGGCAUGGAUAACAAUAGCUCCUACGCUUUCAGUCCGCCGCAAUCAACAGCCAGUCUAGCACCUAUAGGUACCAAGCCUGCCCACAUGCUGAAGCGUAACAUUCCGGACCCAAAGCUCAACCCAGCAGCCAAAGACUUCCGCUCACUCUUUUCACGACCCAGCUCUACUUCAUCGGAUGCAGAGGACGAGGAAGACGACAAGAUCAAUCUCAUCGGCGCGACGCCAAUUACCUCUCCAUUCAAGGCACCUCACCAGGCUCUCCCUCUGAAUCUCGAUCCAGAGUCAUCGCCAGAGAUUGGUCGACAAUCUAGAGAUGCGCACUCCAUCAACACCGAAUCGUCCAUCAUGUCAGACUCUCGCGACAGUCUCGACCGCAGCAUCAGCUAUACGGCAUCAGACUCUGCCCCUUCAACAUCCAUAACCUCCACCAAAGGUUUCAUGUCCAAGCUCACCCGUAAGCACAGCAGCGGCAAAUUCCAAUUCCCAACCUUCUCUCGCUCAACGACCGAAAGGUCGAAGCGCGAAUCUCAACUCUUGGACGUUGAGGACGAGGAGAAUAUGAGCAAGAGCAUGGAAAGUGUUGAUGCCAAAGACAAGGGAAAGGGCAGUGUUAGAAGCUGGAGUAGUGUUUUCGGCGUCGGAAAGAAGAAGGAUAAGGUGCCUCAGACACCCAAGGAGGAAACGCCUAGUCUUUCAGGAGCUAGUUAUGCCAGCACUGAUCAUGGAGAAGAGGAUUAA